Zootoca vivipara (common lizard) is the source of this 1951-nucleotide messenger RNA. RefSeq names its product lysyl-tRNA synthetase 1 (gene KARS1). Gene Ontology annotation, biological process: diadenosine tetraphosphate biosynthetic process; positive regulation of macrophage activation; lysyl-tRNA aminoacylation. The record is from RefSeq and is a predicted model, not a curated record. Gene Ontology annotation, molecular function: tRNA binding; lysine-tRNA ligase activity; ATP binding. NCBI's taxonomy places the organism in Eukaryota, Metazoa, Chordata, Lepidosauria, Squamata, Lacertidae. Gene Ontology annotation, cellular component: aminoacyl-tRNA synthetase multienzyme complex; cytosol; cytoplasm.
GGCGUGGCCACUUGCGGGAAAAGCGGCUGCUGACCCAGAAGUGCUUUCGCUUUUGUUUCCUGUGGGUGGAAGAAGCACCUGCCGGCCCUGAAGAUGGCGGCGCCCGCCACGACAAGCCCUCUGGACGGGGAGGCCGAGCCCCGCCUCAGCAAGAACGAGCUGAAGCGGCGCCUGAAGGCCGAGAAGAAAGUGGCUGAGAAGCAGGCGAAGCAGAAGGAGCAGGGAGAGAAACUGCCGCCAAAGCCCGCCGCCUGCGCGACUGAGGACGAGGAAAACCUCGACCCCAACCAAUACUACAAGAUCCGCAGUCAGGCCAUCCAGCAACUGAGAGGCACUUCUGAAGAUCCCUUUCCACACAAGUUUCAUGUGGAUAUCUCACUGUCAGACUUUAUAGAAAAGUACAACCACCUACAGGCAGGGGAUCAUCUUACUGAUGUUACAGUGAGACUAGCAGGCCGGAUUCAUGCCAAACGAGCCUCUGGAGGAAAGUUGAUAUUUUAUGAUCUUCGUGGGGAGGGAGUUAAGUUGCAAGUUAUGGCAAACUCCAGAAACUACAAAUCUGAAGAAGAAUAUAUGCACAUUAACAACAAGCUCCGUCGUGGGGACAUUAUUGGGGUCCAAGGGAAUCCUGGCAAGACAAAGAAAGGGGAACUGAGCAUCAUUCCGUAUCAAAUCACCCUCCUAGCUCCAUGCCUUCACAUGCUACCUCAUCUUCAUUUUGGGCUGAAAGACAAGGAAACCAGAUUUCGGCAGAGAUACCUGGAUUUAAUUCUUAAUGACUUUGUAAGGCAAAAAUUCAUAGUCCGAGCAAAAAUGAUAACAUACCUUCGAAGCUUCCUAGAUGAAUUGGGCUUUUUGGAGAUUGAGACUCCCAUGAUGAACAUCAUACCUGGAGGGGCUGUGGCAAAACCUUUUAUCACCCACCAUAAUGAGCUGGACAUGGACUUGUACAUGAGAAUAGCACCAGAACUCUACCACAAGAUGCUAGUGGUUGGCGGAAUAGACCGGGUCUAUGAAAUUGGGCGCCAGUUCCGGAAUGAAGGCAUUGAUUUAACUCACAACCCAGAAUUCACAACCUGUGAAUUUUACAUGGCAUAUGCAGACUACCAUGACUUGAUGGAGAUCACAGAACAAAUGCUCUCAGGGAUGGUGAAACACAUCACUGGCAGCUACAAGGUGACGUACCACCCUGAAGGCCCAGAUGGACAGUCCUAUGAGAUAGACUUCACACCACCCUUCCGCAAAAUUAGUAUGGUGGAUGAGCUGGAGAAAAUAUUGGGAGUGACCUUUCCUGCUACAGAUCAGUUUAAUACAGAAGAGACUCGUAAAUUCUUUGAUGCUAUAUGUGAAGAGAGGGGGGUUGAAUGCCCGCCCCCCCGGACUACAGCCAGGCUCCUUGAUAAGCUGGUUGGGGAAUGUUUGGAAGUUACGUGCAUUAACCCCACAUUUAUCUGUGAUCACCCUCAGAUCAUGAGUCCUCUGGCAAAAUGGCAUCGCCGUCGGCAGGGCUUGACAGAACGCUUUGAGCUUUUUGUGAUGAAGAAGGAGAUCUGCAAUGCCUACACAGAAUUGAAUGAUCCUUUUCUGCAGCGGGAGCUUUUUGAAGAUCAGGCUAAGGCAAAAAGUGCAGGUGAUGAUGAGGCAAUGUUUAUUGACGAGAACUUCUGCACGGCUCUGGAGUACGGGCUCCCCCCUACAGCAGGCUGGGGCAUGGGCAUCGACCGCCUAACCAUGUUCCUGACUGACUCAAACAACAUUAAGGAGGUGUUGUUAUUUCCAGCCAUGAAACCUGAAGAAAAGAAGAAAGAUGCACAAUCCAAUUCUCCUGCUGAUGGGACCUCUGUGUGACCCAACAGGCUGCAUUAGGGGACAGAGGCUGUUCUGGGCCUUUGAACAUGCCAGGGCACGCUUCUGUAUUUUACAAUCAUGAAUAAAGGAGCUGUGUGCUAUU